ACACUCGGAAGGCGGUGGAAAAGUCCGAGGAGUGUAGACGGACGGGUCACGAGCCCAACGCCCCCCAGACCCGUCCGGACUUCGCGAGACGCGGACGCCCAGACUCGUAGGGGAGGGCUGGGCGCGGGGGGGCGGGGGAUCAUUUGCAUAACGGACGCCUUCCUGCCUUCUCGCGCCGGCUCAGGUCCCGCCCCACGCCCUGCUUGAAAUCUGUUGGGCCACCGGCCCAUCACUCCGGCCGAGGAAAGCCUGUGGCACCGGCUGGAAGGUCAGGAUGUCUGCGCGGGGCCCCGCCAUCGGGAUCGACCUGGGCACCACUUACUCGUGCGUGGGCGUUUUCCAGCACGGGAAAGUGGAGAUCAUCGCCAACGACCAGGGCAACCGCACCACCCCGAGCUAUGUGGCCUUCACAGAUACCGAGCGCCUCAUCGGCGACGCCGCCAAGAACCAGGUGGCCAUGAACCCCACCAAUACCAUCUUCGACGCCAAGAGGCUAAUCGGGCGCAAGUUUGAAGACGCGACGGUGCAGUCGGACAUGAAACACUGGCCGUUCCGGGUGGUGAGUGAGGGCGGGAAGCCGAAAGUGCAGGUGGAGUACAAGGGGGAGAUUAAGACCUUUUUCCCGGAGGAGAUCUCUUCCAUGGUCCUGACCAAGAUGAAGGAGAUCGCCGAGGCUUAUCUGGGGGGGAAGGUGCAAAGCGCCGUCAUCACGGUCCCGGCCUACUUCAACGACUCCCAGCGCCAGGCCACUAAGGACGCCGGUACCAUCACCGGCCUUAAUGUCCUGAGAAUCAUCAACGAGCCCACGGCCGCGGCCAUUGCCUACGGCCUGGACAAAAAAGGGAGCGCAGGGGGAGAAAAGAACGUACUGAUCUUUGACCUCGGGGGUGGGACCUUCGAUGUGUCCAUCCUCACCAUCGAGGACGGCAUCUUCGAGGUGAAGUCGACAGCCGGCGACACCCACCUGGGUGGGGAGGACUUUGACAACCGCAUGGUGAGCCACCUGGCUGAAGAGUUCAAGCGCAAGCACAAGAAAGACAUCGGCCCCAACAAGCGAGCGGUCCGGCGCCUCCGCACCGCUUGUGAACGGGCUAAACGCACACUGAGCUCCUCCACUCAAGCCAGCAUUGAAAUCGACUCACUCUAUGAGGGCGUGGACUUCUACACCUCUAUCACCCGAGCCCGGUUCGAGGAGCUCAAUGCCGACCUCUUCCGCGGGACUCUGGAGCCAGUGGAGAAAGCUCUUCGAGAUGCCAAACUAGACAAGGGACAGAUCCAGGAGAUUGUGCUGGUGGGUGGUUCUACUCGUAUCCCCAAGAUCCAAAAGCUGCUGCAAGAUUUCUUCAAUGGCAAGGAGCUUAACAAGAGCAUAAACCCUGAUGAGGCUGUAGCAUAUGGAGCGGCUGUUCAAGCAGCGAUUCUUAUCGGAGACAAAUCUGAGAAUGUGCAGGACCUCCUGCUGCUUGAUGUUACUCCGCUGUCUUUGGGUAUUGAAACCGCAGGUGGAGUGAUGACUCCCCUGAUUAAGAGAAACACCACUAUUCCCACUAAGCAGACCCAAACCUUCACAACUUACUCCGACAACCAGAGCAGUGUCUUAGUGCAGGUGUACGAGGGAGAAAGGGCAAUGACCAAGGACAAUAACCUGCUCGGCAAGUUCGACCUCACAGGUAUCCCUCCUGCUCCCCGUGGGGUGCCCCAAAUCGAGGUAACUUUUGACAUAGACGCCAAUGGCAUCCUCAAUGUGACUGCAGCAGACAAAAGCACCGGCAAAGAAAACAAAAUUACCAUAACUAAUGACAAAGGCCGUCUAAGUAAGGACGAUAUCGACCGGAUGGUACAAGAGGCAGAAAGGUACAAGUCAGAAGAUGAAGCAAAUCGUGAUAGAGUUGCUGCUAAAAACGCAGUGGAGUCAUAUACCUAUAACAUAAAGCAGACAGUAGAAGACGAGAAACUGAGGGGCAAGAUAAGCGAACAGGACAAGAACAAGAUCCUGGACAAGUGUCAAGAGGUGAUAAGCUGGCUAGACCGAAACCAAAUGGCAGAAAAAGAUGAGUUUGAACAUAAGCAGAGAGAGCUUGAAAGAGUCUGCAAUCCCAUCAUCAGCAAACUUUACCAAGGAGGACCGGGUGGAGGCGGUUCAGGUGCCUCUGGGGGACCAACCAUUGAAGAAGUGGACUAAAACAUGCACUCCCAGUCAUCAGCAAACCUUUACCAUUCUCUACACGUUAUUAUUUUUUUUCGUUUAUACUUUAAAGUGUCAGUGUGCCAAGUACAAAGUUUAUUGAAGAAAAUCUUAGCCUGCUGUAUGCAUAUGAAAACAAAGGUACAACAACUUAGUUUAGUAAAGGUUAGUUCUAAAGAUUGUUUAUUUAAAAAAAAAAACUAAUGUUCAGGGUUUGUCUUUAAUGCAUUUUGUGUGUUUGCUAACUUGAGCAUUUUUUGUUAACACUUAAAGUUUGUGCAUGAAGAUUUUGUUUGAGGAGGAAAAAAAAACACCUAUAGGAAAAAAAAAACCGUUUUCCCACCUGUCCUAUGGAAGCUUUGGUAACAAUAAAAUAUUGAGAAGCUUAA
Molecule: messenger RNA, 2574 nt
Organism: Monodelphis domestica (gray short-tailed opossum)
Lineage: Eukaryota; Metazoa; Chordata; Mammalia; Didelphimorphia; Didelphidae
Gene: HSPA2
Product: heat shock protein family A (Hsp70) member 2
Molecular function (GO): ATP binding; ATP-dependent protein folding chaperone
Source: RefSeq, a predicted model, not a curated record